Molecule: messenger RNA, 720 nt
Organism: Pieris brassicae (large cabbage white)
Lineage: Eukaryota; Metazoa; Arthropoda; Insecta; Lepidoptera; Pieridae
Gene: mRpL18
Product: 39S ribosomal protein L18, mitochondrial
Exons: 2
Coding region: 145-663 (172 amino acids)
Biological process (GO): translation
Cellular component (GO): ribosome; mitochondrion
Molecular function (GO): 5S rRNA binding; structural constituent of ribosome
Source: RefSeq, a predicted model, not a curated record
GUUAAACUUCAUAAUUUAGAGGUUAAUGGGAAAAACUAGACUUGUUAUUUAUUUAUGAUUAUAAAUUAUUUUGUCUUGAGAAUAGUAGAAGUAUAUAGUAAAUAAUAAAAAGCCGUUUCAAGUUGACUCUUUAAUACUUUUGACAUGUUCGCUUUAAAAGAUAGUUUCAUCAAACCACUGAGAAGAUUUAAUUCAUCGUCGGCUGCAGCUGAGUUUUUCAAUAGGAACCCUCGAAACUUAGAAAGAAUGCGUAUUGGACGAAAACCUGAUGGAUAUCAUUUAGAAAAACCUGGUAGAAAAUUCUGGCACAAACUUGAAGUAAAAGGUUCUAAUCGAACAAUAACAGCACAAGUAGUGCACUAUAUUAAUGGUCCAGUGGUUGAAGCUAAAACUUCAGAAUGGGCCCUCAGAAAACAAUUAUACAGUAUGGUAGAUACAUGUGCAUAUAUGAACUUGGGCAGAGUACUUGCACAACGAUGUCUUGAGUGUGGCAUAUCAGAAAUGUAUUGUGACCUGAAACCACAAGACGGAAGCAAAAUUGAAAAAUUUCUGAAAGAAUUUGAAAAUGGAGGGAUCAAUUUGUUUGAGUUAGAUGUAUAUAAGAAUCCUCAACCAUGGGAUCAAUUUAGGCCAGAGAAGCCAUGGGAAGUAAUAGAAGAAUAAUAACAAUGGGCAUGUUACAGAAUAGAAAUUAGUAAUACAUAAUUAUUUGUUUGAAAA